AUGCCGCCCCGGCCAAACAAAGCUCUCGUUAGAACCAUCGUCACUACACGCCGCUGCCUCAACAAGCACGAUGAUCAAACACUUUUGGCCGACGCUCUAGGCCUUCUUUCACCCAAGAAGAGCGUAAAAAAUACAGCAAACUAUAAACCGCUGCUUUUCCGACACCUCCAGAAAGGAGACGUCACGGAGAAUUACGCAGAAAUUCGGCGGGAACUUCUUCCUGAAGUGACCAUUCUGAAAUUCGCCGACCACACAAAGCAGGUGAACAACUUGCUCUCUGACCUUGAGGCGGCUGCGGGUAGGAUUUCUACAAAAUCGUUGGAGACGCUGGAGAAGUCGUUACUCAGACACGUGCUGACUUUAACAAGCGAAGAUGAGCUCAUCGAGCUCGUGUGUUUGUCUCUUCAACAGAAUAAGCUCACAUUACCUCUUCUCACCAAGUUCAUCCUUAAUAGGCACUUGACCCAGCUUGAAAGGCUACCGUUUAACGUUGACAACUUGGAUAAGAGCAUGUUCAUGCGUAAUGACUGGUCCCAACAAAACUUUCAUGAAUUCAAUGUGCUUCUUAUGAAGAAAUACCAUGAUUUGAACAGACCCUUGUUGAUCAUCAAAAUCUUGAAGAACAAUUUCGAAGCAGAGUUCCUACCGCUCAUAUAUAUAAGGAAGCUCCUGCCGUUUUAUGAGAGAAUUAUCUGGAAGUUUUACUUCGAGUACAUCAAGCAGCUUCAUCUGGACAGAAACGAACAAUACUAUAUCAAGUCGCUCAACGAUAUUCGGUCUACUUUCAUCAUGUGGGAGUCAUCCUUGGAGAACAACAAAGCUAUUUUCGAUACUGCUUUGAAGGUUCACAAACUCAGCCCAUUGCAGAAAGUGUUCAUCGAGUUGUGCGUUUGUGAGCCGGUUCAGAGGGUGAUAACUCAAGAGCUCGAAUCAGGACGCUCACGCUUGCUCUCUGAGCUCAAGAAGAUAUCUCUCAAGUUCAAGGUAUCUUCAGUCGGUACACUUUCUGACGCAGAUAGCGUUGCUACUAGAGCUCAUGGCUAUUCCACGGCCCAUGCGAUCGAGAGUUUCAUCAAAAGGGAGUUUCCAAACUGGGCCCAGAACCGUAAUCUCACAGGAUUUCUUGAUGCUCUUGCAGUUGGACGGGCGCAGAUGGCGCACGCCACCGAGGAGUUUGGGGAAAGUUUAGUGAUGGCAUGA
Molecule: messenger RNA, 1200 nt
Organism: Candidozyma auris
Lineage: Eukaryota; Fungi; Ascomycota; Pichiomycetes; Serinales; Metschnikowiaceae
Exons: 1
Coding region: 1-1200 (399 amino acids)
Source: RefSeq, a predicted model, not a curated record